UAACUAUCAUUGUCGAUGUGAACCUAGCUAUAUGCGGUAGCCAUGUACUCUCUGUGCCGAGAACCUUAUGGGAAGGUAUAGUCACCACCGCUAUUCUACCUCUGCCAUAGAAGAAAGAAGUGUUUUGAAAGUGCUGGCAUCAAGGUACGGGAUACGAGUACGCAGUACGGGGUAACCGAGGAAUGCGGCGUGGGGAUGCUUUUGUUCUUCUGCAUUGACGCGAAGGGCGCAUCUCUCACACACUGUCUGACAUUAUUACGUACCUGCAUUGCUGCAAAUGUUGCAUCGCUCCGAGUUCUGAUCCGAGUCGACUACCUUUGGUAAGGACGAUAGUGCCUUCGUGUCUUCUUUCGAUACAUCUGCGAAAGCCCUCUGCUGCAAUGCAAGAUACAACGUGACGCAUGAUUCGGAGAGACAAUUUCACGAUCCCUGAUAUCAUUGCAACACAUCUUGGCUCUUCUAUAGCCAACGUCUUGUGCAGUCUUCACCAUGAACGGAUCACAUCCCCAGAACAACACAGUUACCCUCGCAGACUAUCUUCUUACGCGGCUCAAACAGCUUGGGGUAGGCGCGAUCCAUGGUGUUCCCGGAGACUACAACCUCACUCUACUGGACUACAUUGAGCCCGCAGGCCUUCUCUGGGUUGGCAGCACCAAUGAGCUGAAUGCAGGCUAUGCUGCUGAUGGUUAUGCCCGAAUCAAAGGUCUUGGUGCGCUGAUCACGACUUUUGGGGUCGGUGAGCUCUCUGCAAUCAAUGCAAUUGCGGGCGCAUACACCGAGCGAGCGGCAGUCGUGCACAUUGUCGGGACACCGCCGCGGGACUCUCAAGACGAGCGAAAGAUGAUCCAUCAUACUCUGGGCGACGGCGACUACAGCCAUUUCGCUCAAAUGUCUGCCCAUGUGACAGUGGCACAAGCUAAUCUGCUAGACCCAAGGACUGCGCCCAAGCAAAUUGACGACGCCCUAGAGCAAUGCAUCCUCCACAGCAGGCCAGUUUACAUUGAAGUGCCUGUGGAUGUUGUUGCAGUCCCAGUACCAACCGAUCGACUUGAAUCCAACAUUCAGAUAUCCCAGUCUUUGCCCUCUCCGGCUUUUGAGGCUGCAAUAACCAAGCUGACAGAAAGGUUGUACGCUGCGAAGCAACCAGUCAUUUUAGUGGACUGUGAGACAAGACCGCUUGGCCUGAUGAACAGCGUCCGGCAACUGAUCGAGUCUACAAGGUGGCCUACCUUCACCACGUCAUCCGGCAAGUCCCUCGUCGACGAGACAUUACCCAACGUCUAUGGUAUCUAUCAAGGGCGCUUCGCCGCGCCCAAGACGAAGAGCGUCAUGGACAACUCAGACCUGGUCUUGUUCUUUGGUCCACACCAGAGUACCACCAACAGCUACAGUCUGACAGCAUUGCCCAGAACAGAUGUUACGAUAUCUUUCACAUUCGGCGGCAUCAAGGUUGCAAGCGACAUGUACCGUGACGUCUCCGCCAAACAGGUACUUGACUACCUUCUCAACAAUCUGGACUUCGCCAAGUUGAACGCAGACACAAAAACCGACGUUGACCUCCCUCGUGAGCGUAAUCUUUCGUUUUCCGAUGUGUCAGACGAACAAGAAAUCAAGCAAGACAAAGUCUGGCGCCUCAUAGGAAAUUUUCUUCAGCCCGGGGACAUCCUCAUGGGCGAGACCGGUACACCAGGCUACGGAGUCCGUGAGAUGUCCUUACCUCCGCACACCCGUCUCUUCACACCUACGACGUGGCUGUCUAUCGGAUACAUGCUGCCAGCGAGCCAAGGCGCGGCUUUGGCCCAACGAGAACUCAUGGCGUCGUCAAACUACCAUGGCAUCAAAGAUGCACGAACAGUCCUACUCAUUGGCGACGGGAGCUUCCAGAUGACGGUACAAGAGCUGGCAACGAUCAUCCGCCACAAUCUCAAUGUCGUCAUCUUCCUCAUCAACAAUGAUGGAUACACGAUCGAGCGAUGCAUCCAUGGACUGCGUCAAGGAUACAACGACAUCACGCCAUGGCGGUAUUUGAAGGCGCCUGAGUUCUUUGGUGCGCCAGAGAAUACAUAUACUAAUUCGGCCAAGACCUAUGGAGAGCUGAAGCAGGUUCUGGAAGACAAGAGCUUGACGGAUGCGAAAGGACUGAGGAUGGUAGAAGUGUUUUUGGAUCGUGAAGAUGCACCGGUCGGACCUUUAGUAGACUUGCUCAACAAACAAAAGGACAAGGCGGAUUAGUCCUUAACCAUGUCUGUAUCUGCCUAUGCUCUGAUUGCCACAUUCAAUUGAAUGCAUUCGAGGAAUACGUUCAAUCCGGACGCGCCGAAGGCUGAUAUUGCUACUUGACGCAUUGUAGCGAUAAUCGAACGUGUCCUAGGUUCUCCUCAGGGACGC
Molecule: messenger RNA, 2388 nt
Organism: Exophiala viscosa
Lineage: Eukaryota; Fungi; Ascomycota; Eurotiomycetes; Chaetothyriales; Herpotrichiellaceae
Product: thiamine pyrophosphate enzyme
Exons: 1
Coding region: 490-2232 (580 amino acids)
Cellular component (GO): cytosol; nucleus
Molecular function (GO): magnesium ion binding; thiamine pyrophosphate binding; pyruvate decarboxylase activity
Source: RefSeq, a predicted model, not a curated record